This is a messenger RNA of Funneliformis geosporum, 3048 nucleotides long. Lineage: Eukaryota; Fungi; Glomeromycota; Glomeromycetes; Glomerales; Glomeraceae. The record is from the annotation of a GenBank genome assembly.
AUGGGAGUUCCAGCUCUUUUUAGGUGGUUAUCCAAAAAAUAUCCUAAAAUCAUUGAACAGGUCAUUGAAGAACGACCAAUUGAAGUUAAUGGAAUAGAAAUACCGGUUGAUAUUUCUAAACCAAAUCCAAAUAAGAUGGAGUUUGAUAAUUUAUAUUUAGAUAUGAAUGGUAUCAUUCAUCCUUGCUGUCAUCCGGAUAAUAAGCCUGCUCCAGAUACAGAAGAAGAUAUGAUGAUUGAUAUAUUUAAAUAUACUGAGCGGAUAGUUGCUAUGAUUCGCCCUAGAAGGGUUUUAUAUCUCGCUAUUGAUGGAGUGGCACCUCGUGCUAAAAUGAAUCAACAAAGAUCUCGUAGAUUUAGAACUGCACAAGAAGAUAAGGAAAAGGCAGAAGAAGUAACUCAAGAGUUAGAAAGGCUUGAAGCGUCAGGACAAUCGAUAGAUACGACGAUCAAACAAAAAAAGUCAUUUGAUAGUAACUGUAUAACACCAGGUACGCCCUUUAUGGCACGUCUUGCAGAAUGUUUGCGAUAUUGGAUCGCAGAUAAACUUAAUACAGAGCUAGGAUGGAAAAAUGCAUUUAUAUUGUCUGAUGCGAGUGUACCUGGUGAAGGUGAACACAAAAUUAUGGAUUUUAUUCGUGCACAACGUGCUAGUCCAUAUCAUGAUCCUAAUACUUGUCACGUGAUAUAUGGCUUGGAUGCCGAUCUUAUUAUGCUUUCAUUGGCUACACACGAACCUCAUUUUAAAGUACUACGAGAAGACGUCUUCUUUCAAGAAGGAAUUUAUAGAGGAUGUUUUAUAUGUGGACAAUCGGAUCAUAUUGCUAAUCAAUGCACAGGUCAAGCUAAACAAAAACAGGGACAAUAUGAUGAGAAGGGAAAAUCUAUUAUCAUUAAACCAUACAUCUUUCUAAAUGUUCAAGUUCUUCGAGAAUAUUUGGAAAUUGAACUUAAAGUAUCCAGUAUACCUUGGCCAUUUAAUUUGGAGAAUGCGAUCGAUGACUGGGUUUUUCUUUGUUUUUUCGUCGGUAAUGAUUUUCUUCCACAUUUGCCGUCUUUGGAGAUCAGAGAAGGUGCGAUAGAUACCUUGAUAACCAUAUGGAAGCGUUGUUUGCCAUUAAUGGGUGGCUAUUUAACCAAUAGUGGAGUUGUGGAUUUAAAAAGGUUGCAAUAUUUGGUUACAGAACUUGGUAAACAAGAAGAUGAUAUUUUUCUUCGUCGAUAUCGAAAUGAACAAAGACGAACUCCACAACCUCCCCCUGCCCCAAAACGUCGAAAGGUCAAGGCAAAUAAAGUUAUAGACGUUUAUCAGUCAUUUGAAUCACCCCAAAAUGAAAUUGAUAAAUCGCAAAAUAUAUCCUUUGAUUUCAUAAUAAAUAAUGUAGCAGUAUUAUAUAAUUUUACUUCCUUAACUAAUAAAUACAAUACACAUAUCUUGCCUCAUUUGCCAAUUGGGAUGCCGCUACUCCCAGUAAAAGGAUUUGACUCACACCUUCGUGCGAAGACAAAUCAAGAGGUCGUUGCUAAUAGACAAGAAUUACGUAUAGCUAAUAUAAAUGCCGCUCAAUUAUUGAAAGCAGAGUUAAGUAGCUCCGACACCGCUACUUCAACAACAAAUAUUAAUAUAAAAAUUGAUAACUCAAAUUCAUCACUUCAAAUGGAUUGUGGUAGUUCUGAAGUUUCAAUUAAACAAGAUACCGUUGCUCGUAGCGACGAGACUUUAUUGACAUCACUUACGUUACCAUCAAAAAGAAAAAAAGAUGAGAUUGAUGAUGAAAUUCCAACGACGAUUGAAGGAGAUGUUAAAGAUGAUGACGACAAUUUAUCAAGCACGUCAAAAGAUAAAGAUGAAGGUCAUGGUGAUUCAAUUAGACUAUGGGAAGCAGGAUUUAAAGAAAGAUAUUAUAAGCAAAAGUUUGGUGUCGAGUUACCGAAUAAAGAAUUUCAAAACAAUUAUAUCGAAGGUCUCUGUUGGGGUGUUCCAUCGUGGAAAUGGUAUUAUCCUUACCAUUAUUCACCAUUUGCAUCAGAUUUUGUCGAUAUUGGCGACAUUCAAGUCAACUUCGAAUUAGGUGAACCUUUCAAACCAUUUGAACAGCUAAUGAGUGUACUGCCUGCGCAUAGCAAAGAGCAUUUGCCAGUACCUUUUCAAAAACUUAUGACUGAAGAAGAAAGUGAAAUUAUUUGCUUUUACCCUAAAGAAUUUAAAAUUGAUUUAAACGGCAAAAAAUUUGCAUGGCAAGGAGUUGCUCUACUUCCAUUCAUUGAUGAAUCGCGUUUACUUAAAGCCAUAGAGUCGGUAUAUCCUCAAUUAAAUACCGAUGAGAUUACAAGAAAUACUCUUGGAUCUGAAAUCCUUUGUUUUAGCAACAAACAUCAAUUAUAUAGUAACCUAUUUCCUCUAUACUCAAGUCAGGACUCAGUCAAGCCUAUACCAUUGGAUCCAACUAUGAGUGACAAACUGAUUGGAUUUGUAUCAAAAGAUCCAAAAUUUAUACCUGAAAGUACAUUUCAUUCACCUUUAAUCGAAAAAAAUAUGCCAGAUAUUACCGUUGACAAAUCAUUGAGUGUAUUCUAUCACCUUCCAGCUAAAACAACUACCAAUGCACAUAAAUCCAUACUUUUACGAAAUGUCAGGAUGGAUUCUCCAGUAUUAGGAUGGGAAGAUCAUGAAUGGAUAAGAAACGAUGACCGUGCUUAUCACAACAGUCAUGAUACGCAUAGCUACCAAAAUAAACCUCCUGAUACUGAUUAUCAAAGUAGAGCCAACAUAAAUAUGUAUGAUGAUAAUAGAGAAACACGUCGAAACCAUUAUACUCCUACAAGUAAUUCUGGGUAUCAUUAUAACAACCAUGACGUAUCACGUUAUCAGUAUCAAUCUAAUAAUUAUGAGAAUAGAGGCUCUUCGCAAUAUGGAAAUCGAUAUAAUAAUAGUCAAAGAUAUAAUCGAGUAAAUCCUUCUCGCGGCUCAAGUGCAAAUUCACAAUCGCCUUAUGGUCAAAAUACCAGAUUUGACAAAUAUCAUAAUGAUUCUAGACGUGACCAUUGA